ACACUGGUUUGCAAUCAGCACGUUGUAAUUUAUAUGCAUGUGUAUAUGCAAGUAUUUAUAUAUUCAUUCCACUUCAAGUAAAGUAAAGUUUAAUUCUACAUUUUUAAAGUCAUCUAUUCCAAAAAAUGGCAGAGGACAAGAAGCCUAUAUUCAGAAAUAUUGAUGGGGAUGAUCCAGAUCUAGAAGCAACCGAUAUAGAAUCGGCAUGUAUGAAUUGUUUCCGCUCGGGCAGAACACGUCUACUUCUUACCAAAAUACCAUUCUUCAAAGAGAUCGUACUGAUGUCAUUUAAAUGUGAGCACUGCGGUUAUGAAAACAGUGAAAUUCAGUCAGCCUCUGAAAUACAGAAAAAAGGCGUGCGUAUAGAACUUACUGUUCAAAGUGCUGAGGACUUAAAUCGACGAGUUGUACGCUCGGAUUACACAUCUGUAAGCAUUCCUGAAGUGGAACUAGAAAUACCUUCUCAAAGUCAAAAAGGCGAUAUAACUACCAUUGAAGGGAUAAUAGACAGGACGAUAAGAGGUCUGACUCAAGAUCAGGAAAAUAGAAAACAAGAGCAUCCUGAUGCUGCAGCAGAAAUUGAGGCGUACGUCGAAAAACUAACAUCUUUAAAAGAGAAACAAAUUAAUUUUACUGUUAUAUUGGAAGAUAUAAGUGGAAAUAGUUUUGUUGAGAAUCCUUCUGCGCCGUCACUGGAUCCCAAUUGUAAAAUCCACCACUUCGAGAGACAAAAGGAGCAAGAUCAAAUCCUUGGUAUUUAUUGUCCAGCAGAUAUAACUAGUGCACAGGAAAGCAAUGAUAAUACAGAGAACUCAAAAAGUCAACAGAAACAUCUUCUUAAACCCAUUUCGGAAGACGCUUGGGGCCUAGAUGACUUGCACGGCGAAGUUUUGCAGUUUCAAACUUUGUGUCCACAGUGUGGUUCGCCUUGCGAAACAAACAUGAAACUAACAAAUAUUCCACAUUUUAAGGAAGUUGUUAUAAUGGCAACGGUGUGCGAUGUUUGUGGGAGUAAAACAAAUGAGGUCAAAUCGGGUGGAGGUAUUGAAGAAACGGGUAUUCGUUUUGAAGUCAAAGUGGAAAACAAAGAAGAUCUUACACGAGAUGUGCUAAAGUCUGAAACAUGCAGCCUUAAAAUUCCAGAAUUAGAAUGUGAAGUGGGUCCUUCGGCUCUUGGUGGUCGUUUCACAACUAUAGAGGGCAUUUUAGUAGCUAUGAAAGAUCAACUUCAAGAUGAAAGUUUUUUCUUUCGUGAUUCGGCUGAUGAAGAGAGUAAAAAACGAAUGGGAGCCGUUGUAAAUAAAUUCGACAAAAUAAUGGCUUUGGAAUUGAAAGCUACUUUGGUUCUGGAUGACCCAGCUGGAAAUAGUUAUGUUCAAUCUUUGGCAGAGGGCGAUGACAUAGACGAGAAAUUAAUUAUUGCAAAAUACGAACGCACGUUCGACCAAAACGAAGAACUUGGUCUCAACGAUAUGAAAACCGAAAAUUAUCAGGAAUAAUACCUACAUAUUUAGUACAGAGAAAGCAUAUGCAUUUAAAACAUAAAAUAUGGGCAGAAUGAAAUAUUAUUUUACAUAAAAAUCCGUGUUAAUUAUUUCCCCCGUUUUGGACCAAGUAAUUGUUUUAUGUGACCAAAAUCUACUAGUUCUUUUUGUAAAAAUGCAAUUUUAGCGUAAUUAAACUACAAAAUGUAGCUGUUUUCAAGUAAGUUUAUUAACUGGUUUACACUAUAAAUGAAAUCACUGUCUGCAGAAUCCAGUGAUUUGAAAUAUAUUAAUUUAGGAUAUAGCUAGUUUGACGUCAUAAAUGUGUAAUUCACUGUCAUAAGUUUGCAGUCAAUUUGAUUACAGUAUAAAUUUUCAAAACGUGGCAACAACAGCCAAACUGUCAAUGUGCACAGCUGUGCAGUGACAGUUCAACUAUUUGUGUUGUGUAACGUUGGUGAUUCUUUUCAAUACUUUUUGAAAUGUCUGCUUCAGCUGCGCGAAAUUCCCAUGGCCUCCUGAAGCGUGCUUGGAACGAGAUUCCUGACAUUGUUGGUGGAUCAGUGUUAGCACUCAUAGGAUUAGGAAUGGCAGCGGUAGGAGUUGCUGGAUAUUAUGCUAGAGACGGUGAUAAUCGACGAUAUAAGUUGGGAUAUGUUGUAAUGCGUCCAGAUGAUCCACGUGCUGAAAAAGUCCGAAAAGAUUAAAUAUUUCGGCUGCCUAGUUCGAAAUGUAAAAUCGAUGCUACUAUUAUUUCUAAUGCCGGAUUUGUAAGCGAACAUUCAAAAUAAAUGUACUGACGUACUGGCUUAUAAUUAAGACGA
This is a messenger RNA of Zeugodacus cucurbitae (melon fly), 2308 nucleotides long. RefSeq names its product zinc finger protein ZPR1 (gene Zpr1). The transcript is spliced from 3 exons. Gene Ontology annotation, cellular component: cytoplasm; nucleus. Lineage: Eukaryota; Metazoa; Arthropoda; Insecta; Diptera; Tephritidae. Bases 126 to 1499 code for a protein of 457 amino acids. The record is from RefSeq and is a predicted model, not a curated record. Gene Ontology annotation, molecular function: zinc ion binding.